Symbiodinium pilosum is the source of this 222-nucleotide messenger RNA. The record is from the annotation of a GenBank genome assembly. Lineage: Eukaryota; Dinophyceae; Suessiales; Symbiodiniaceae.
GCUUAUGCGCUUCGCUUUGCCGGGCGAACCCAGUCCAGUCGCGCGCUGCUGCUGGCUGGAGUGUUGCCCGGCAACUUCACGCGCGGCAAGGAGGGUCUCCUGGAGCCACCGCGCUGGGAUGCUUCAGGAAAGCGCUUCGACUCCACAACUGACGAUGCCUCAAGGCCCAGGGUCUUCUGCGUCUUCAAAGAUUUUCAAGCCCUUCCUCUCUACCUGAUCCAG